AUGGAUAUUGAAGACGAAAUUCGCGGGCGCAUCAAAAAAACCGAAGACAGCAAGACAUUCCUACCAAAUGACGCUAUCGAUGAACUUACCGCUCAAGACCAUGUUCGAAAUUAUCUCCAAGCCAACUACGAAUAUCUCUCCAAUGAAGCCAACAUCGACUCCCUCGUGAGAUAUGUCACCGACAAACGCAAUCCGGCGAAACGGGUGUUUCUGAUCUUGGUAUACUGUGGCCAUGUGCAGCACUUGUUCUCAUUGCAGCAAGACGGUUUCCAUGAUGCUGACUUGCCAAUUGAGACGACGUGGAAGAAACCCAUCAAACGCUACAGUGUUUACACCAAGAUGUCGCCACAGUCCCAGGAAAGCGGUCAAAAGCUGUGGGAUUGUUUCUCUACGUGGAAAGACAAGAGAGACGUGGAAGCUUUCGAUGAGAAACAAUGGUGUUUCAUGGCGCCUGUUUUCGAAGCCAACGUAUUCGACUACCACCUUUCGCCCAACUGCCCUAUUCCUAUCAUGGAUAAAACCACUUCGACCCAGAAGGUGGGGUACUCUGGUGUUGUGAUUAGGGUGACAAUACACCAAGCGCACAUACAGGCUGAAUACAGAGGCCAGCAAAUUGCCUCCAAGCAAAUGCACCCCGACAUGAAACUCUACUACGAGCAGGAGUCAAAAGCCCUUCGCAUCAUCCACGACUUAAAACAUCCUCACUUGAUUCAGCCUUUGGCCGCAUACACGCGAGGCGGUCAAUGUGGAUUUUUCUUUCCAUGGGCCAACGGCGGAACAUUGGAGGAUUACUGGAAAAGCAGCCCACGGCCCGAAGGAGACUCAGAGAUUCAAUGGGUUUUGAACCAACUCUGUGGCCUUUGCGGGGCUACAGAAGCCCUUCACCAGAAGAAUUGUCGCCAUACGGACCUCAAGCCAGCAAACAUCCUCCGAUUCAUUGAGGGCGAACUGCCUGGGCGCCUGCGAAUUGCUGAUGUCGGUCUUGCUAAAAUACACCAGAAUGAAACAACGAAGCGAGAGGAGCUAAACAUCAUCACGAGUGCAAAAACCAGCACUAAGCGGUAUGAAGCCCCUGAACUACAGCAGAAGCUCGAGCAGAUCUCUCGUGUCUUUGACGUUUGGUCUCUUGGUUGCGUCUUUCUCGAGUUCUUGGUCUGGACGUGUUAUGGAUCACGCAAGCUAAUUGAGUUUCUCAACUCCAACGCGCCAUUCUGGGAGGUUAGCGCGGGCAAGUAUCAGAGAAGUACCAGAGUGAAUCGACAAAUUGAAGACAUACGAGCCCAGCUUGCUCUUUACGGCGGUGCGACCGCUCUGAAGCGCUGUCUGGAUUUCGUUGCUAAGAGGAUGCUUGUGCCGGCCUACAAGGAUCGAGCGGAUGCCUCUGAAGCUUGCCAUGACGAGUUCCAGACUACACUUCUCAAAGAAUGGGUGCGAGUUUGCGACAAACAUCACGAUCAUCCCUUCGAACCCGAACCCAAGCUUCCUACCCGCGUACUGGAUGUUGGUACCAAAGGCCAACCCAAUCUCCGCCUUCGUUGCAGUGAAGGAUCCACCUCCGGUAAAUAUAUUGCGUUGAGCCAUUGCUGGGGCAAUACACAAUGCUUCAAAACCCUCAAAAGCAACAUUACCAAUCUCGAAACAUGCAUCGAAUUUGAGGAGCUACCAAAGACCUUCAAGGAUGCAAUCGAAGUAACAAGGGUGCUUGGGUUCCGUUACCUUUGGAUAGACUCACUUUGCAUAGUCCAGGAUGAUCCACUCGACUGGAAGCUGGAAGCUGUCUCCAUGGAGCAUGUAUUCAGCUCCGCAAGCAUCACGAUUGCUGCCAGUUCAGCUAAAUCGUCAUCGGAAGGCUUUCUCAAUUCCCGAGGAAAGCAACUACCGUUUCUUACAAUCCAGACGCCAUCAGGUAGAACCGUCUUUAUCCGCAAAUCGAUAGAUAACUUCCGCCGCGAUGUUGAGGGAUCUGUUCUUAAUCAAAGGGGCUGGGUUCUCCAAGAAAGAGCGCUCGCACGACGCACUAUUCACUUCACUUCAACUCAGGUCUACUGGGAGUGUGGGCGCGGAAUCCACUGCGAGACUAUGAUGAAGCUAGUCAACCCUAAGGCUGCUUUUCUUGGAGAUUCCGACUUCCCAAACUCUGCUCUUGCUUAUUUCAAGGGGGCACGGAUACGUCUCUUCCAAAAUCUCUACCAGAUAUACUCAACGCUCGGUUUCAGUCACAUGUCCGAUCGACCCAUGGCAAUUCGUGGUCUCGAGGAAAGACUUCUUAAGACUUUUAAUACCAAAGGCGGAUUUGGAGUCUUUGAACGAUAUUUGCACAGAAGUCUACUUUGGCAACGACAAGAAGGGUCAACUUUGAUUCCGAUCACUGGUGUUAUGAAUACCCAUAUACCAUCCUGGUCCUGGAUGUCUCACAGUGGCCCGAUUUCCUUUUUGAACGCGCCGUUUGAUCGUGUCGACUGGAACGAGAACAUUCAUUCGCCUUUCAAUAGUAAAAGCGGACGGAAACAGCAUUGGAAGGCUGGUCAAGAUGACGUCAUUGCUCAUGUGCUACGAUGCCGUCUGAGAAAUCUCAGAGAAAAUGUGCAAGACCUAGAACAGAAGAUCACCUUCGACAGGAAACUUCGGACAUCAAAAGAAGCUCUGACAUGCAUUGUUCUGGGAACAGAGAAACCCACAGGCUCAAAGGAGGAUAUCCAACACUACGUGCUUGUCCUCAAGCCGGUUGCACCUGGUGUCAGCGGACAGUACAUGAGAGCUGGAAUUGGAAGAUUGCUCUCGAACGACAUGUCAAACGAGGAAGGGGUUGAAGUCGAUGUGUUCUAA
Messenger RNA from Colletotrichum gloeosporioides, 2826 nucleotides. RefSeq names its product Cyclin-dependent kinase 8. The transcript has 4 exons. Gene Ontology annotation, molecular function: ATP binding; protein kinase activity. The record is from RefSeq and is a predicted model, not a curated record. The coding region runs from base 1 to 2826 and encodes 941 amino acids. NCBI's taxonomy places the organism in Eukaryota, Fungi, Ascomycota, Sordariomycetes, Glomerellales, Glomerellaceae. Gene Ontology annotation, biological process: protein phosphorylation.